UUUGUUAAACUAAAAUUACUGCAGUAACGAAAUGCAAAACUCAACAGUUACUGUUGAAGGGCCGCAUAAAAUCCAAGGAAUUGGUCCUGGUUUUAUCCCACCUGUUCUCGAUCUUAGCAUCCUGGAUGAAGUUCUAGAAGUAAGGAUGUAUACCAUAUAAAUAGCUUAAUCUUUGUAACAUGUCCAUCUGAAUUAGUUCAUUAACAGAUCAAAGUAUAUUCAUUGUUGUGUCCUCCCUUACGUUUCUAGUGUUGUUGAUUUUUUUGUUUCCACUGGGCUUACUUGAUAUAUUUCCUGGUAUGAUGUCAGCUUCUGAUUUUAUUUAUGUGCAGGUAUCUAGUGAUGAAGCUAUUGAAAUGACAAAGCUUCUUGCAUUGAAAGGCGGCCUGCUGGUAGGAAUAUCAUCAGGGGCUGCAGCUUCUGCUGCAUUAAAAGUAGCAAAAAAGCCAGAAAAUGCUCGGAAGCUUAGUGUGGUAAUCUUUGCUAGUCUUGGGGAGCGUUAUCUUUCCACCGCGCUGUUUGAUUCCAUUCGAGAAGAGGUGGCAAAUAUGACAAUUGAGUAACUUUAUUCUUGUUUGACGGAAAGAUAGUGUAUUCAAGGAACUUAUAUGCCGUAGUAAAAACAACUGAAGUAUAACCUCCUAAACUGGUGAACUGUUUGUUGUUCACGGAUACAAUUGUUCUUGCCAUUUGAUAAUAU
This is a messenger RNA of Capsicum annuum, 700 nucleotides long. Its product is annotated as cysteine synthase-like. Lineage: Eukaryota; Viridiplantae; Streptophyta; Magnoliopsida; Solanales; Solanaceae. Gene Ontology annotation, cellular component: cytoplasm. Bases 300 to 563 code for a protein of 87 amino acids. Gene Ontology annotation, molecular function: cysteine synthase activity. The transcript has 3 exons. The record is from RefSeq and is a predicted model, not a curated record.